Thamnophis sirtalis is the source of this 1676-nucleotide messenger RNA. Lineage: Eukaryota; Metazoa; Chordata; Lepidosauria; Squamata; Natricidae. The record is from RefSeq and is a predicted model, not a curated record.
GCUUUUUUGAAAACUAGCUCGCUUGGCUGGAGUUUCUUUGCUCUUGGAGGUUGAAGAUUGUUGCUCACUAGAUUUAGGAAGAAAGGAGCUCAUCUUUUUCCUUGAUUGCUUUCUCACACAAAUGGACUGUUACCAACAUUUGCAAGGGACCGUAGUAUUCAGCGGCCUCGAUCUGGAAAUGCCAACUGUUGCAAAGAUGACUUCAUAAAUGCCAUCAAGCAACAGUCGGGGAAAGCCACAGAUUGGAAGCUGCCUAGGAGAUGUUGAAAAUCUGUUCUCAAAAGAAAUAUCAGCAACAGAAAAAGAAAAAAUUCUCAGCGGCAUCGGAUUGGGAUUGAGAGCUCCUCAGGAAACUCCUCUGACUCAGUGAAUUGUGGAACCGUGGCCAAACCCUGCAGGACAUUUUGAUUGUUUUGGGAGAGAAAUGCCACCAGUCACCUUAGUAAGGUGAUUUUUUUACAUUAUUAUUUUCUAUUUCCUGAGCAACAUUCCUAGGAGUAGUGUUUAGAAACUCCAUUUGAGAAGGAGGACAUGUUGGAUUCGGUCAAAUGCGUUCUGGUAGGCGAUGCUGCUGUGGGGAAGACAGCCCUGCUGCUCCGAUUUAUUUCGGAGACCUUUCCGGAUACUUACAGACCGACCGUUUAUGAAAACACCGGUGUGGAUGUCUACCUGGAUGGCACCCAGAUCAGCUUAGGCCUUUGGGAUACCGCUGGCAACGAUUCCUUCAAGAGCAUCCGCCCUCUGUCCUAUCAACAGGCCGACGUGGUGUUGAUGUGCUAUUCGGUGGCCAAUCACAGCUCGUUCCACAGCUUAAGGAACAAGUGGGUGACGGAGGUCAGGACCCAUUUACCCCGAAUCCCGAUUUUGGUGGUGGCUAUGCAGACUGACCAAAGGGACACUGGUCCUCACAGCGCAACCUGUAUCAAGCUAGUGCAUGGCAAGCAACUGGCUAAGGACAUCCGGGCGAAGGGUUACGUGGAGUGCUCCUCCUUGGCCAAUCGAGGUGUUCAAAAGGUGUUCGAAUGUGCCGUCCGGACAGCAGUGAAUGAAGCCAAAAAACGCUCAAGGAGGAACAUUUUUUCAGUGAACGAAUGCAAAGUUUUUUGAAACUGGACUGAACACGGUGAUGUUUUCCGCCUUCACCUCACCAUUUCGUAGCAGAGUAAACGCGAGCCUCUCCUUCUGUGGGCCUUAGGAUGGGCUAUUCAACGGUGGCACUUAGAACUUUCAAAGCGAAGAGGAGCAAGGCUGCGAUGGGAUUUCCAGCAGCGUGCAUUGGAGAGUAUAAGUAGCAAGCCAGAGCCUAGUUUCUUAUUAGGAUGGAAAUGUUAGAGUUUAUUUACUACAAGUUCUGUUGGAUUCAUAAAAGGGCUUGCUUUCUACACCUGAGAUAAUGGAUGGAUAAUUUAUAUGGCAGCAGAAGCUGAAUAGGCCAGGAAUAUGUGAAAUAAAGAAAGUUAAUUAAAUGUCUUUCCCCUCUAAUGUAUUGUAGAGAUUGUUGUCUACUGACAAUUUUGAACGUUCUGUUACGGAUAUAAGUCUUUUCUACAUUUUACACGUCAAGAGAUCAGAUUUCCUGGUGGGUGAAAAAAAGGAGAUCCUACCAACUAAGUUUAACCUGAUUUAGUUUAUACUUUAUAGCAUCCUGCCAGAAUGAGAUAUUGUCCUGAUAGUUC